AUGAGCGCUCAAAAGCAACUAUCCACAAGUCAAAAUUUCAUCUUUGGAGGUCUGUCGGGCUGUUUAGCCACCGUUGUGAUUCAACCAACAGAUUUUCUUAAAACAAGAAUGCAGCUUCUCGGAGAAGGAAAGGAGCAUCCCAGCCCAAUUUUACUAGGAGUAUUUAAUACAUUGAUCGAUUAUUUCACCACUUCAAAAACCAUCACGGACGAGUCCGGAAAGACAAAGGUUACCACUGUCCAACCAAAUUUUGCUAUCAAGAUUGGAUGUGGUAUGGUGGGUGGAGCCAUUGGUGCAGUGGUUGGAAAUCCUGCUGACCUGUCACUUGUAAGAAUGACCUCAGGUCGGUAUGGAUACAAAAACGUUUUUGAUGCACUCAUUCAAGUUUCCAAGAAUGAAGGAGUGUUAACAUUAUGGCGAGGUUGUAGCCCAACAGUAGUGAGAGCCAUCGUUUUGAAUGCUGCUCAAUUAGGAGUUUAUGCUCAAGCCAAACAAUCAUUGUUAAGCAUGGGAAUUAUCAAAAAAGAUGGAGUAGGACUGCACGUUUCUGCAUCUCUUAUUGCUGGUUAUGUUUGUACUGUGGUGAGUCUUCCUAUUGACUUGACAAAGACACGAUUGCAAUCAAUGCAACAAGGUCAGUCACAGGUAUAUUCUGGAGCUUUUGACGUUCUCACAAAAACAAUCAAAGCUGAAGGAGUUAUGAGUUUGUGGAAAGGUUUUUGGCCUUAUUUUGCAAGACUUGGACCUCAGACCAUCCUUACUUGGACCUUCCUCGAACAAUUUAGAGAAUAUUUUGGGCACACAAUUUUAAAAGUCAUUGCUUGUGUUCUGGUGAUGUUCAUGUGUAAUGAAUAUUCCAUAGGAGCAACACCAACAUCGGAAGGGGUAUUGCAGGUUCAUGUAAUUUCUCGACACUGUGAUCGACUUCCAAUUACUCCAUUGAAAAUUCCAAACGACCCUGUUGAUUGGGUAAAGCUAUCUAAUUUACAAUUGGGAGAUUUGACCGGACUUGGUCAAGAACAAUGUAAAACCAUGGGUGAUAUUAUUCGGAAGAGAUACUUGGAAGAAGGCUCAUCAUUUAAAAUUAUGGGCAUUGAUUCUACGUACAAUUCCGAACAAUUCUACUUUAGAUCUACUGAAAUUUAUCGUACCCUGAUGAGCAUGUUCUCCAUUUCAAUGGGUCUAUUCCCUCAAGAUCAUGGACGAAUGCAAUUUGCUUUACCCAAUGGAACACAAGCAAUCCCAAUUAGAACAGUUCAAGAGGAUAUGGAUGCUUUAUUGAUUGGUUUUAGUUUUUGUAAUACAGUGAUUAGAAGAAUGCAAGCUGUGCAUACUUCAAAACAGGCCAGUACAUUCUUUUCAACAAAUAGAGAACUCAUUGAUAAGAUGUAUAAUGUCACGGGUUGGAAUACUGGAGACGACACGAUUGGAACAUUAUUUGAUUUAAUGACUGUGCAGCGAGCUCAUAACAUGUUAAAGUUGAAUUGGAUCAAUGAAAACUGGGACAAAGUCGAUCAACUCAGAAAUGAUUUUCUGCUCAUGCUCUACAAUUACGCGGUCAUUGGAAAAGAAGGAUCUAGUAUACUCAUUUCCACAAUUUUGAACCAAAUGACAGAACUGAAAAAGAAGUAUGUUCACUAUUCGGCACAUGACACAACAUUGCAGAGUGUUACAGCCUCAUUGAAAUUGAAUGAUAAGGACUAUCCUUAUCUAGGUUAUCAACCAAAAUAUGGAGCUCACCUAGCAUUUGAGCUGCAUCAAAUGAAUGAUGGAACACGUGCAGUGCGUUUGGUUCAUGGAUCCCAAUUCAACGAUGCCAAUUUCACCUCACUCACUCUCAAGUCAUUGGGAUGUACCAGCGAAUUCUGUCCUUUUGACACUUUCAAAAGACUAGCCACAGAACAAUCUACCGUCUUUGACUGGUGUUCUGCUUGUGAUAAUUAUGGACGUGACGUUUGUGCUGCUCAAUUCUUGAAAUCCAAUGAAUCCUCAACCAUUGCUUUCUUAAUUUCAACUCCAGUGCUAGCUCUUACAAAUGCAAUUACACUAAUCGUUGCUAUUGUGUGCUGUGCUAGAGCACAAUACAACAAGUCCAAAUACACCCAAAUCAACUAA
Messenger RNA from Naegleria lovaniensis, 2115 nucleotides. RefSeq lists its product as uncharacterized. The record is from RefSeq and is a predicted model, not a curated record. The transcript has 7 exons. The coding region runs from base 1 to 2115 and encodes 704 amino acids. Lineage: Eukaryota; Heterolobosea; Eutetramitea; Acrasida; Naegleriidae.